Messenger RNA from Paramecium sonneborni, 1533 nucleotides. NCBI's taxonomy places the organism in Eukaryota, Ciliophora, Oligohymenophorea, Peniculida, Parameciidae. The record is from the annotation of a GenBank genome assembly.
AUGAACAAGAAUUCACCAUCACCUAGUUCACCAACCCCAGUGAUACUGGUACUUGUUACCAAUAAAUAAGGGUAAGUCUUGGAACAUAGCUAAUUUUUUAGAACAUUUUCAGUAUUUGGUCAAGUUAAAAAGGUACUUGUUUAUUUUGAUUUGUAUUUAGAUUCUUAUAUUCGAAAGAAAAAUCAUUUGGAAAGUGUUCAUUGAAUAUGAGAAUGCUUAAUAAGCAUAAUAAGCAUUAGUAUUAGAUGGUACUCUCUUUGAUUAUUAAUUAAAAAUGAGAGUACAUCUUAGUCAACGUGAUUCUCUAGUGUUUUAGAAUAAUAACAAUUGUGGUGUAGGUAUUAUUUUUGUUUUAUUAAAAUUAGAUUAUACUACACUAUAAUCAAAGUAAUAGUUUUUCUAAUAACUCAAGGAAGAUUCAGGGUCUCUUAAUUAAUAAUUACAGUAGAACUUAGACAUGCUUAAUUAACUUAUAACUCAAUUAAGUUAAACGGCAGAUUUAAAAGAAUAAAUCUCCUUAAUCUAAUAAAUAUAAGAGUAUCGUAAUCAAACAUAGUAAUUGACUGUUCUAUAUUAACAGUAAUUACGUAAUUAUGCAUCUGUUUUAUAAAGAGAGGGAAAGAAAUAGAAAUAAAUAGUGACAACAGUCACAACACCUUCUCCAUCACCUUUUUUACAUUCAACUUUGGAUUCAAUUAGAUAAUAGAUAUUAGAAGAGUCUUCAGAAGAAGAUAAAGAAGACUUUUCAGAUGGAGAAAGUGUAUCAUCAUAAUAAUCAUCAGAAAAAUCUUAGAAAUCUACACAUUCUGAAGAUAAUUAUAAUGAAGUCUUUUGUAAUGACUCCACAAAUCCUUUUUCUUGUGGUGCCAGUCCUUUUACUCCAUAUCCAUAAACUAAAAUAACAAGUCCAUUUAUAAUGACUCCAACUACUUUACCAACAUAUUUAAUUAUUUAACAUUCUAAUAUUAAUCUACGGGUGGUGUAUAACAUCUUUAGUACAUUCACAAGAGUAGAUGCAAUUUAUUAAAGUCAUUAUGGAGCUUAUCUUUAAGUUGCUUCUAAAGAAGAAGCUGUUCGAAUGAAAAAUCUACUGAGCAAAACUUUACUUUUUGGAAUGCCAAUGAAUCUCAUUAUUUCAGAUCAGCUUUCUCAUGAUGCUCAUAAGAUUACUUUACCUUCAAAUGAAAGAAAACCUCUUUUGUAAUCAUAAUAAUUAUCAAACUCAAUCUUAAUUACAGGACUUAAUGGAGUUACACUAGAAUAGAUGUAUCAAUAUUUCGGGUGUAUUACUCCCAUCUUAAAUAUGAAGUAUAAUCAUAUCAAUCAUAUCUAUUAGAUUCAUUAAUCAGAGCUCUUGCAAAAUACUGUAUUCAGAUGUAGGAUGCAGUUUAAGUGUCUUAGGAUAUAGCCAAGACGCUAAAAUUAAUGGAAGGUAUUUAUAUAUAUAGAAUCUAUUUUAGAUCUGUGUAACUUUCAUUCACAGCUUUCUGAUUAAUGAAUUUUAUCAUAUUAAUUUAUCACAUAAUUAAACAA